Messenger RNA from Closterium sp. Naga37s-1, 3219 nucleotides. The record is from the annotation of a GenBank genome assembly. Lineage: Eukaryota; Viridiplantae; Streptophyta; Zygnematophyceae; Desmidiales; Closteriaceae.
AUGGCGCUAGGUUCGGAUUCGUCCCCCGUGGCGGAAGCUAGGCUCGGAGCCACCCCGCAUGGCGGACCUCCGCAGAGUCCGGGACCCAGACGGAAGCUUCAGCAGAAGUUUAUGGCGGACGCGGUUAAGUGGCUGGUGGGAUUCGUUAUAGUCACGUCCUUCUGCAGCCUGCUGGUGAGCACGUGGCACAUCGUGGUUGGUGGGGGAGAACAUGGGGAGACGAGGAAUGGGAGGAUUGUUGGGGUGUUUGGAGGAAGAGGAAGGGGUGAGGAAGGGUUGGGUGUGGCAAGCAUUGAAGUCAUGAGUCAGGAAAAAGAGGAGGAACGCAUUUUAUGGUUCAACUGCCCGCUUUUCGAUUAUGUCCCCUCUGCUGUGAGUCACAAGCCCGCCAUCCUCACCCUUCCCCAUCCUCCCCAUUCAAUCCGCCAUGCUCCCUCACAGUACGUUGGGUCGCUGUCAGACGCGCUGCGGAAGGAAGACAUUACCACGUCGCCCCUCAUGUCCAGCAUAACCCACCACGAGAGCAUGCAGUCAGAGCAGAUGUCAAACCUCUCAGCGACAGUUGCCGAAAUCAACAACCGCACCAGCGCUGCUCUCAACUCCCUUACCCGCCUUCACUCCCUCGUCCAAGAGCAACGCACCCACUCCCUCACUGUUGAAAACGAGCUCGCUGCUCUCACCACCGCUGCCACCACUCACCUCUCUGACCCGCCCCCUCUCUCCGCCGCCGCUCUCAACUCCCUCUUAGCUAAGCACGCCGGGCAGCUCUCGGCAAAUUCCGAAAAGCUGACCGAGAAUUUCAAGCGGGAGCUUGUGGAUGAAGUGGUUUCGGUGAAAGAUAUGAUUCUGAGAGUGGCUGGGCCGGUGGCACAAGCAGGACUGAGGCUGGAGCUCCAAGGAGAGCUGGAAAAGGUGACUAAGGGAGUGGCGGGAUCAGUGUCAGCAGCGGUGGGGGAGCACAGCAAGGAGACGGUUUCGGAACUUAGUAAAGCGCUGGUGGAGAGGAGCAAAGAGGCGGCGGCGGAGCUAGCAAGGAUAGGAGAGAAGGUAGCGGCUGAAGCUGCAAGGGCAGCUGCUGCUGCUGUGGCUGCGAAGCUGGGGCAAGCGGGAGGGCUGAGACUGGGGGUGUCUAUCAAGGAAGCAGCAGGCCGGGUGGCUGAUUUGGUGCAGCAUGCAGAGCAGAUCAGAACCCACUUGGCUGCUGUGUCGUCUCCUGGCAACGUGAACAGUGCAGUAAACAGUGCAGUAAACAGUACAGUGAACAGUGCGGUGAACAGUGCUGUGGAGCGGUUGGAGCUGGUUGCUCGGAAGCUGGUGGAAAGAGGAGGGGAGAGGGGAGAAAGAGGGGCGGGUGGAGGAGGGGAGGAGGCAACGCGGCUCAAGGCGGAGCUGGAAAAGAAGUGCCUUCCCUUCCCUCAAUUUACCCAUCAAUCUCCUCCUUCUCCUCUGUCCGAAGGAAGAGGUCAUCUCCCACCCAGCUACAGGCGCGACGGUCAGCAGCAGCUGGCCACGGGGCACAGGAGGAAACUGCUGGUGCCUUCCACGGCCCCACCUAUGCACUUGCAGGCGCGACUGUCAGCAGCAGCGGGUCACGGGGCACUGGGGGGGAAUGCGCAGGCAUCUCAGGGCACGCUUCCCCGAUUUGGUGGCUACAGCUUCGUGCACUUCAGCUCUUACCAGGUGGGUGAGGCGUCCUUUGCAGCGCUGGGAGUGGGGCUGCGAGCAGCGAGAGACCUGCGCCGCGCCCACCACUGUGUAUGGAAGCAAUCCAACCACUCCUCUUCCAUGUCAGCCUCAUCCGCCACGUCAGAGUCAUCCGCCACAUCAGACUCAUCCGCCACGUCAGCAGCAGCAUCAGCCCCGUCAGCAUCACUGGCAGACACAGAAGUCACGGGGUCGCUGCGCAUCAUCUACCCCGCAGACAGCAGGGAGACGACCUAUGAGACCCUCAUUCUGCUCUGCUCCUUCCCCUCGCCCAUUCCUGCUGUCAAUGACGGGGUGGUCGCUGCAGUCUUGGACGAUGAGCUCAUCCCACUGCUGCUCAGCUCUCACCAAGCCAAACCGCACUCCACUCCCACUUUCUCCAUCACCGACCCCUCCUCCUCUCCCUCCCUCCCCUUCCACACCAACCUCUGCCUCGCCCCUCUCUACGGCCCCUCUGUCCUCCCGCGCUCUCUCCUCGAGUUUCUCCACUACCACUUCCUCUUCGGUGUCGACCACUCCACACUCUACGACUCAGGCGGCGCCACGUCAGCAGUCCGCGCCACGCUGGCUGCUGACAUGGCGCGGGGCCGUGUCGAGAUCGUCUCGCUCGACGGCAUCCGGCCGUUCAAUCCGUGGAACCACGGGCAGAUCCUGGCCCUCCAUGACUGCCUCUAUCGCUCGCGAACCACCUCCCAGUGGGUUCUCUAUCUUGACAUGGACGAUUUUCUCUACCUCCCUCCCUCCGCAACUCCUCUCCCCAUCCCUCCCAUCCAAGCCUUCCUCUCACGCUUCCCCUCCCCGUCCUCCCUUUCCUCCUCCUCCUCCUCCUCCUCCUCCUCCUCCUCCUCCUCCUCCUCAUCCACUCCUGCCACGGAAGCUGCCGCCACCAACGCAGCAGCAGCGCACGCGCCGUCACACGCACCAGCACAGCCCGCCCCAGCAGUGAUCACCUUCGGCUCGCUCUGGUUCUCCGUGCGUCACUGCCGCCCGCGGAUCGAACACGAGGAGGAGGUCCUAGGAGUCCCACAAUACACGCACGAAUACACAGACUACGAGGAGGCCAAGAGGGCUCUGCUUCCUGGUUCUGCGGACGAGGCGUGGGGAGGGCAGAGGGACGAUGAGUUUCUGAUCGAGCGGUUUGUGUUCCACUGGCCGGAGCCCGCGUGUCAUAGUAAUGGAGAGGGCGGGCGGUUUGUGAGCCCCAAGAUGUGCCUGGGCGAGCAGGGCCACCGCAAGUUCAUUGUGGAUCCCCGAAAGGUGGAGCGCAUGGGGGUUUUUGGGCCGCACAGUGACGACGCGCCCACCCUCUCCCUCCUGAAUCUCAGCACGGACGACCUGCUGCUGCUGCACUACCGCGAGCUCGGCUUCGUGAGCGACCUGCACGUGUGCAAUGAGACGGUGCACGUGCGGGAUAGCGUGGGGUGGUGGCACAACAGCACAUUGUACCCGCGAUCCGUGUGGCAGUUGCGGCAGAAGGUCCGCUGCAACUUCACGCUCAACGGGGUGAGGGCAUAA